Molecule: messenger RNA, 348 nt
Organism: Miniopterus natalensis
Lineage: Eukaryota; Metazoa; Chordata; Mammalia; Chiroptera; Miniopteridae
Source: RefSeq, a predicted model, not a curated record
AUGGUCGCUGCAAAGAAGAUGAAAGCGUUGCUGGAGUCGAUCAACUCUAGGCUCCACCUUGUUAUGAAAAGUGGAAAGUACGUGCCGGGGUACAAGCACAGUCUGAAGAUGAUCAGACCAGGCAAAGCAAAACUGGUCAUCCUCGCCAACACCCGCCCAGCCUUGAGGAAAUCUGAACUAGAGUAUUACACCAUGUUGGCCAGGACUGGUGUCCAUCACUACAGGGGCAAUAAUAUUGAAUUGGGCACCGCGUGUGGAAAACUCUACAGAGUAUGCACACUGACUAUCAUUGAUCCAGGUGAUUCUGACAUCAUCAGAAGCAUGCCAGAACAGACUGGUGAGAAAUAA